Messenger RNA from Apus apus (common swift), 408 nucleotides. RefSeq names its product islet amyloid polypeptide (gene IAPP). The transcript is spliced from 3 exons. Gene Ontology annotation, cellular component: extracellular region. The record is from RefSeq and is a predicted model, not a curated record. Bases 1 to 408 code for a protein of 135 amino acids. Gene Ontology annotation, molecular function: hormone activity. Lineage: Eukaryota; Metazoa; Chordata; Aves; Apodiformes; Apodidae.
AUGUGCAACCUACGGCUGUCAGUUUUCUUCAUUGCACUUUCUGUCACUCUGAGCUGUUUGGAAGCUAGACCUAUUGAAAAAUUACUGUCUACGGCUGAUGAUCUAUCUGACCGUACUUCCAAGAGACAAGGAUGGAUAUUGCCAGUAAUGUCACUGAAUACACUCUCAGGAUUAAAUGAGGAAAUGCCAGAACAACCAGCAGCAAAGCCAAAAAGAAGUCACCAUCUGGAGAAACGGAAAUGCAACACCGCUACGUGUGUGACACAGCGCUUGGCUGACUUCUUGGUUCGUUCUGGCAGCAACAUCGGAGCAAUUUAUUCACCUACAAAUGUGGGAUCCAAUACAUACGGAAAGAGGGACACAGUUGGGCUUUUAAACAGAGAACCCCAAAACAAUGCACAGCUUUAG